CAAAUGUUGGAUCAAGAUCAAAUAAUAAAGCGAAGAGGGUGAGCUUCCUGUGUGUGAUUUGUCUUUGAGCCCACAAGAAAAUUUCAGCGGAUAUUUUCAAGAUGGCGGAUGGGGAACAGUUGACAACAGCGUCUGCUAAUGGCGACGAAAAGGAAGUUAGCUACCUGCUAGAACAUGGGGCAAACCCAAACAGCUAUUCAUCACAGGGGUUUCUUCCCCUCUCUAUCGCUGCAUUUUGGGGUUAUAGUAAUAUUGUGAGGCUAUUACUAAAGAAUGGGGCUGACGUCAAUGGAUGCAACAAAGGCACCAAGUGGACAGCACUACACUGUGCGUCGUUCCAAGGUCAUGGCAAGGUUGUCAUGGUGAUAAUGGAGUAUAGUCCAGAUCUCCACUUACAAGACAGCCUUGGAAGAACACCAAUUGACUUUGCAUCUGCUUUGGACAACAUCUGGCCUUUCUUUGCAGCUGCUGGUUGUCAAAGAACAUCAAAAACUGAGCUUGUCAGACUGGACAUUGUCAAAAAGGUGUCAGCCAGAGAGGAGCAGAUCCCUGUAUCAGACAAGGCAUACUUCUCAAGACCAGGAUCUGCCUAUGUUAUCCAGACCCAAUCUCUUUAUGGAUCUGGUCGAACAGGAGUAUCUAGACCAUCUAUCCAAGAGCAGAAGGAGCAGUUUGCCCUGAGCACAGGGGACGUUUUGACUGAGGGAGACUCCCCUAGGGGAGCCAGCCGUGAUAGCCCAACAUUCAAUGUUUGGAGAAACUAGAUUUUUAUCAGUUAUCCCUGUUUUUCUGAAACCAAGGUCGAGAGACCUUUGUCGUUUCAUAAGCAAAGGCUUCAUUUAUAAUUCAUAAUUAUAGUUUUACAUUUAAUGAUAAAUUUUUAUAUUCCAGGAAUGUGUAGAUAAAUAUUGUUCUGGAACCAUUUUCGAAAUUCCAUUUUCCAAGAGUGCUAUUCAUGUAUUUAAAUGUAAAUUUUUGGUAUUUUUAUGUACAUAGAUAUUUUUUUAUCUUUUUGUAUAAAUGACUUGAAAUAAAUGCUAUAAUUUUGCCUAUAA
Molecule: messenger RNA, 1055 nt
Organism: Nematostella vectensis (starlet sea anemone)
Lineage: Eukaryota; Metazoa; Cnidaria; Anthozoa; Actiniaria; Edwardsiidae
Product: ankyrin repeat and SOCS box protein 3
Exons: 7
Coding region: 102-764 (220 amino acids)
Biological process (GO): piRNA processing
Cellular component (GO): pi-body
Molecular function (GO): protein binding
Source: RefSeq, a predicted model, not a curated record